This is a messenger RNA of Thamnophis elegans (Western terrestrial garter snake), 1732 nucleotides long. It is a transcript of the gene AXL, whose product is annotated as AXL receptor tyrosine kinase. NCBI's taxonomy places the organism in Eukaryota, Metazoa, Chordata, Lepidosauria, Squamata, Natricidae. Gene Ontology annotation, cellular component: signaling receptor complex. The transcript has 12 exons. The coding region runs from base 41 to 1471 and encodes 476 amino acids. The record is from RefSeq and is a predicted model, not a curated record. Gene Ontology annotation, molecular function: ATP binding; transmembrane receptor protein tyrosine kinase activity. Gene Ontology annotation, biological process: cell migration; natural killer cell differentiation; positive regulation of kinase activity.
CUACACCAGUGCCGGAGACGGACCCUGGAGUGAAGCCAUCAUGAUCCUCUCCUCGGAGACAGGAGAACUGCUACCAGCUCCUCAGUCAGUAGGAACCUCCGUCCCUGCCUUCUCCUGGCACUGGUGGUACGUGGUGAUCGCCGUGGCCACUGCCGUAGCAGCCACCAUCUUCAUUAUCAUCUUCUUGGCACGUAUGAGGAAGAAAGAAACACGCUACGGGGAAGCAUUUGAGCCCAACAUGGAGCAGGGAGAGCUGGUGGUUCAUUAUCGCGCCCGCAAAUCGUACAGCCGCCGGACCACUGAAGCUACUUUGAACAGUCUGGGCAUCAGUGAAGAAUUGAAGGAAAAGCUUCAGGAUGUAAUGAUUGACCGCCAUAGAGUGGCCUUGGGCAAGACCCUCGGUGAAGGAGAAUUUGGCUCGGUGAUGGAGGGCCAACUCAGCCAAGACGGUGCCGUCUUUAAAGUUGCGGUCAAGACAAUGAAGAUCGCCAUAUGCACCCGCAGUGAGAUGGAGGACUUCCUCAGUGAGGCCGUCUGCAUGAAGGACUUUGACCAUCCCAACGUCAUGAAGUUGAUUGGUGUCUGUCUACAGAACACAGAGAGUGAAGGCUAUCCAUCCCCCGUGGUGAUCCUGCCCUUCAUGAAACAUGGAGAUCUACACAGCUUCCUGCUAUACUCCCGGCUCGGGGAGAGCCCCGUGUACUUGCCCACCCAGACGUUGGUCAAGUUCAUGGUGGACAUUGCAAGUGGCAUGGAGUACCUCAGUAGCAAGAACUUCAUUCAUCGGGACCUGGCGGCUCGCAACUGCAUGCUUAACGAAAGCAUGACUGCCUGCGUGGCCGAUUUCGGCCUCUCCAAGAAAAUCUACAACGGCGAUUAUUACCGCCAAGGCCGUAUCUCCAAGAUGCCGGUGAAGUGGAUUGCCAUCGAGAGCCUGGCCGAUCGUGUUUACACCACCAAGAGCGACGUGUGGUCCUUUGGAGUCACCAUGUGGGAAAUCGCCACCCGAGGCCAGACGCCUUAUCCCGGGGUGGAAAACAGUGAAAUUUACGACUACCUACGUCAAGGCAACCGACUCAAGCAGCCGAUCGACUGUCUGGAUAGCCUGUAUGAGCUGAUGACGAGCUGCUGGGCGCUGAACCCCCGCGACCGUCCCACGUUCGAAAUCCUGUCCCAGGAGCUGGAGAAGACCCUCAAGUCCCUCCCACCCCCUAAAGAUCCCGAGGAGAUCCUCUACGUCAACAUGGACGACGGGGUCGCCCCCGCCGAGGCAGAGCUGGGCGCGGUGGGAGGCCUGGGCCCCGAGGAAGCCCUGGCCAAGGAGAGCCAGCACCUGAAGGCCAUGGUGACGUCCGCCGAGAUCCACCCCCCGCAGGCUGCAGGCCGCUACGUGAUGUGUCCCACCCCCCUCGAGAACAGCCGGCUCUUGACUGAGCCCCUCAGCUGUGCGGCCACUGAGGAAGGGGCCUAAAAAGGGAAGAUCUGCAGACCCCCCUGUGCUGGGUGUUUAUGUAGAUGUUGCAAGGCACUCUGCUGGUGACCCUCACCUCUCUGCCCCCCCAAGAGGGGGCUUCCAAAGACAAAACGCUUGAGACCCACAGCCAUCCUUCCCGCGAGGAAUCACCCUCUCCUGAUCCCGCUGACCUCUGUCCCAAAUUGAGGUCUUCCUUACCUGCUCCAGUCACUUGUUCUGACCGAGGCUUCCCAAGAGCCUGAAGCAAACUCCUUGUCC